AUGCAGAACCUACGCCGCAGUGUCGUUGCGCUCACUACGUUUGCUAGAGGUUUAUGCUCAGCCCCAAAUAAGUCCGUUGUUAUUUCCUCUAAUGUUAUCUGUUAGUCCGAAAACAGGUAUAUUAAUGCUGAAUAUGGGUGGCCCUGAAACGCCGAACGAUGUCUACCACUUCCUUUUGCGCCUUUUCUCCGAUAAAGACCUGCUAGAAAUCCCUUUUCAACGGUACUCCAUACUUUUUAUAAUUUUCAGAAUUUUGGCCCCUUGGGUCGCUAAACGACGCACACAAAAGCUGAAGGAGCGUUACGAAGAAAUUGGUGGUGGUUCACCGCUUGCUCGCUGGACCAUAUGCCAAGGCAAAGCACUCGUUCGUAUUCUUGAUACCAUAAGCCCGGAAUCAGGUGCGCCUCCGUAUGUGAACUAAAAUUCAGCUCCCCAUAAAUUUUACUGUGGCUUUCGCUACGUUCACCCUUUGACCGAGGAAGCGAUCAACGCGAUUGAGCGGUAGGUCGAGUGUUUCAUAUUACAUGCCUUCGGAUGUCUCUUCUCCUUACUCCACUUAGAUACCCAUUCUCUGCAACUUAACUUAGUCGUACGGACAUUCUGUUCGCAAGUUGUAGAUCAUUACGCUUACGUCUUUAGAAAAAGGAUUGAAAUGCUAGAUUCUCAGUAACAAAGUUAUUGCCCUUGGCCAGUUGCGCAAGAUUCAAUACUAAUGAGACAAAACCUUCUAGCUAGUCAAUUAGCGGUACUCUUUAUUACCUUCAUCGUCCUGUCUGCGUCACACUUGUCAGUGCACUGUUGUUAUCUCCACAUCACUCGGACUUUGUGUACAGACACUUGAUUUUCUGACCAAAGGUCUGAAGCGUCAACCAGUAUUAUCAGCAAAUAAUGCGCCUCCCCACACCUUCGUUCAUGGUCCUUGUCCGGCCUAGCCUGACUUAUAAGCCCUGCGGCCUAAGCUUGCGCCCGACAUCUUUUACUUUAGAUAGUUAUGGGUUGGUGGGAAACAUGGCAGGUUUGAUAUUUAAUAUUGGACUUGGAUUUUUUGUCGUGGACGUCGCAAAAGUAAUCUUGAUCCACUAUAUUUUAAGGAUUACGCGUAGCGGAUUCCGAUCUUGGCGACAACGCAUUUCCUCCACUCAGAACAUGCAUAACGUUGAAUCUCAAAUUCAUUCAGAAAUUUCCAUGCGCACGAAAUUUAACCGGCUUAACAUAUUUCAUGCGUUAACUCUAACCUUACACGGCAAAUUUGCACCCUGGGCUGUCUAAUUUAUUUCCUUUGAGCCCAGUUGAAGCGUUCCUUCACAGUAUUUUGUCAAGCUUUAUGUAGGCUGCUGCCGACAAGCUUUUUGUCUCCGAUAUUUUAGAAAUCUGACUCGAUCAUUCUGUUUACCUAAGCUUGGUUACCCUUUAAAGUAGCAGCUAUUUCUGCAAGGGUCUUAUAUCCCAACACCACUUUUUUCAAAGCGAUGGGGUGGAACGGGUAGUUGCCUUUAGUCAGUACCCGCAGUACAGCUGCACCGUAUCUGGCAGCAGUAUCAACAGCAUUGCCGUUCAUUACUCUCGUCCCGAACACGGUGGCUUGGCCGGAAUCGACACAAUAGAGCCCCCCCUUUCUCUUAAGGGGUCCGAGCCAUCUCGACCAAAACCAGUCUGGUCAUUUCUUGAUCGUUGGCCCACCGCGUCGCACGCAGUGAAAUUUUUUGCUGAAAGUAUUCGCAACGAGCUCAGUCGGAUGCCUGACUCCAAGGACCAACAGGAUGCAGUAGUGCUUUUCAGUGCGCACUCUGUCCCAAUGUCUGUCGUGUACAGGGGUGACCCUUACGUUCAGGUAUGUUCGGCUAGCCUUACUUGUACAUAGUCGUUUUUUUAUCUUCUUCACACCACUUUUCCUCUCCGUAUACAGGAAGUAGGCGCCACGGUGCAUGCGGUAAUGCAAGAACUGGAUUUUGCUUUGCCAUAUCGACUGGUGUGGCAGUCAAAAGUUGGGCCGGCGGCCUGGAUGGGGCAGGAUACUGCCUCUGCGAUCCGCGGGUUGGCGAGACUGGGACACAAGCACGCUAUCAUUGUUCCAAUCACCUUUACUUCUGACCAUAUUGAAACUCUCCAUGAUAUGGAUAUCCAGUUUUGCGCACAGAUUGCCAAGGAGGCUGGAAUGAUAAGUGUGCGUCGUGCGGUGGCACCAAAUGACAAUGCUAUGUUCGUGCAGGUACAUAGUUACUUUUCUAAGUCACUCUACAUCUGUCGUGGACGUCAGCCUGCUUACUUCUGCAUCCUACUUUUUUUACAGGGUCUUGCGGAGCUGGUACACGCGCAUCUUCGGAAGGGUCAGGUCGCGUCUAAGCAGUUUUUCCUUCGUUGUCCAUCCUGUGUCAAUGACCGUUGCAGCAAGGCGCGCCUCUUCCUGGCCGGAGAGGCAGACCGUCUGACUACUUGGACAAAUGCCCAAUCCUUCCGCCUGCCUUCGGGCGCCAAAGCUACCUACAAGAAAGUUCCUUCGUCACUCUAG
Messenger RNA from Spirometra erinaceieuropaei, 2509 nucleotides. The record is from the annotation of a GenBank genome assembly. Lineage: Eukaryota; Metazoa; Platyhelminthes; Cestoda; Diphyllobothriidea; Diphyllobothriidae.